UGAAGCAGCAUAAGGGCUGGGUGUGUGCACGAGAGAGAGAGAGACAGAGAGUGAGCUGGGAAAGUUUUCAAUUAGUAUCUGUGUGUGUGUGUGAGAGAGAGAGAGCGUCAGAAACCCUCUCUGUGGAAAGAGUGAAAUGAACUCAGGGUGCCUCGAUGACUGGAGGAACUGUGGCUGUGUACAGUGUCUGGGACGGUUCUGACGAUUUGCUGACUUCAUGCGAAAGAGGAUAAAAGGUCUCCUGUUGAAGCAGGAAGAAAAUGGGACAGACUUCAGUGUCGAGCUUUAAUCAGCCUGCAAACGCUGAUGGAUUGGAAAAAUAUUCAGUCUCAAACUCAGAAGGAUUGUCCCCUGUAUCUGCGACACCACCGUUGAAGCGAAAAAGCAAGCUGGCAUCCAUAGGCAAAAUCUUCAAACCAUGGAAAUGGCGGAAGAAGAAAACGAGUGAGAAGUUCCAAGAGACAUCCGCAUUGUUGGAGAGGAAAAUAUCAACCAGACAGAGUCGGGAAGAGCUGAUAAGGAGAGGAGUUCUGAAGGAGAUUCCUGAUCAGGAUGGAAAUGCUGAGACGACAUUCAGAAAUGGACACACGAUACAUGCUGUACCCAUCAGAAUAGAACCAACAGCAGAAAGCACGAAAGGAGCUGGUUCUACAGAAUCAGCCACUCCACCAGAAGUAGCAGAAACGCCUGAAAACUGCCAUGUUUGCACAGUCCAACCUUCUCAGGAAGCCCAGCUGUCGCCGCUGCCAGUGUCCCAACUCCUUGACUCCACCGCCAUCACUAAAGCUGCUGCUAAAGAAGAUGAGUCUGUAAAGCAAACCCCCCAGCCUGUGUCUAAGUAUCCUCCUGUGCCCCCAAAACCAACCAACUGGAGUAUGAGUAUGGAGCGUAAGCCCUGCCAUUUAGCAAAGUUCUCCAGUUCAUUGUCACCACCUCAAUCACCCUCUCAGCAUCAUUCAGCGAUGAACACUAAUCAACCCCAGGAGCUUCCAGGCUUCCCAGGCACUGGGGACACGCUCACGAAUUCUGGAAAACAUUUCAACCUUCCUUCUCGAUCUCCUUCCCUGCGAUCGAAUCAUAAUGACUCCUUUGGACUUCCGGCCAUAACCCAGUCAUCGCCUCAGCCUGGAGACCAUGAUGAGAAGACAAAGGCCGAGAUUGAAAAACCUGAGAUGGUUGUUGACCAAAAGGUCGAUCAGUCUGACCCGUCCCAACAGCAGAACCUUGAGAAGGAAGCUCCCCUUGCUGAUUCCAGGCAGCCCAGUAAGCCUGAUGUUACUGAUGGAGACAUGGAGGUAUCCCAGGAGCAGACAGACAAAGACCUGACAGUAACCGCAGAAACACAAAAGGGUGGUUGCGAUGAAGUUGACAGGAGUGAGAAGCCGGAGACAGCAGUGAGUCCUCUCACCAAGAAGAGCCAUGUGCAGCUGGACAGUUCUUCACCGGUCAUCGUCAUCCCCAGUGCAGUUUAUCGGGAUUCUCUGGGGAAUGACACCGAUUCUGACAGCUCACUGCAGAACAAGACUGAAUCUGAUGAAUCUGAUGAAGAUGAAGAAUGUUUAAACAGUGUUCUCGCCAACAAAAUACAGCGGAGAGAUACGCUCGCCAUCAAACUCCGCAACAGACCAACAAAACAGGAGCUGGAGGAGAAGAAUAUCCUUCCCCGCAAAUCAGACGAGGAGCGGAUGGAAUUGCGGCAGCAAAUUGGGACCAAACUCAUCAGGAGGCUCAGCCAGAGACCCUCACUGGAAGAAUUGGAACAGAGGAACAUCUUGAGAUAUCGAAAUGAAGAAGAGGAACAUGAGGAAAGACUGGAGAUCAGGAGGCGGCUGACUCGCAAGCUCAGCCUCAGGCCUACAGUCGCAGAGUUGCAAGCUCGGCGCAUCCUUCGCUUUAAUGAGUAUGUGGAGGUGACAGAGGCCCAGGACUAUGACCGGAGAGCUGACAAGCCCUGGACCCGGCUGACACCUGCUGACAAGGCUGCAAUACGGAAAGAACUGAAUGAAUUCAAAAGCCGAGAAAUGGAAGUCCAUGAAGAAAGCCGACAUUUAACGAGGUUCCAUCGACCAUAAAGGAAGCAACGAGAGGCUCCAGGAGAGACCCAUAUUGUCGAGCAUUGAAGACGGUGCGCUUGUGGAAUCGCUACCGAGGCUAUGCCGGACUUAACGUGUGUUCUGUGCACCUUCCUGUCAGAAGCAGAUGUUCAACAGAGGGCUGACCAUGCAACAACUACAACAAAAACAAUCAAAAAAAAAGAGAAGUUUUAAUAUCUAAGUAAUUUUUUUUAAAAGAUUCUUUCUCAGUGAAGGCAGGCUAGCUUAUUUUGUUGUGACUGGAGGGGGAACAAAAGAUGAAAGAAAUGAUGAUGAUGACGAUAUGAUGGCAGUAGAGGGGGAACUGAACCCAGACAGAAUUAAGGGCACUUUUAAAGGUCAGAGCAGAGCAAAUUUUAUUAACUUUUUUGCUGCCAACGUGCUGUCAGACAGGAGGUGAAUAAUCGAUGUCGUGCGUUGCUGUCAUGUUCUCCCAUGUUGAGGAUUGUGGUCAGGGUAAUGUUUUCCUGCCAUUUACUAACUGGUUUCCACUCUCCUCACUUUUGUGAGGAAGCAAAUCAGACUGGAAAAGGGAACCUGUUUCUUAAUGUAACUACAGCAAACGACCUGCUAUGACCUGUUCAAGCUCGAACGCUGUCCUGAUGAAGGCUCAAAGCUGUAUACAGCUCAUAUCCUGCAUAAAAUACACAUUGGACAAAACAAAGCCUGAGCCUAUGUCGUGUUACUGGUUUCUCUUUUACCCCCAUCCUUCUGCUAAUUUUCUAAGCCAGUGAUAUUUAUUUAUGGGUGUUUGAUGACCACUCUCGUUGACACUAUCUUUAACUCAAAAAAAUUAUUGUUUUGCUGUGUCUCAACAAAAUGUACAAAAUGAGACGGAGCGGGAUUUUCAGACAGAUAUGAACUCACUGCAAAACUGGCACUCAGAGGUGCGUGCAGACUUCUGGGAACUGUAGAGAGGCAGGUCAAGAACUGGAUGGGUGGCAUCUUUCCCACUGGGGGGAGAGGGAGAGCUGGUGGUUGGGAGGGUUGUAAAUUUACAGGCACCUGUUGAGCAACAUUCUGCAAUAGGGCCUUUCUCCUCCUGCAGUAGACCAGCCCAAUGAUGGAAGAGAUCUGCAUAGGUUGAAGCAGAUUAGACCCAAUGGCCAUGGCCUUUUAACUCACCUGGCCCCAAACCCCACAUUGACCUACAGCUCCCUCUGGCUUUGAAAGCUGUUCACUUGAGGGACAAUGGGGGCAGUGGUCCCUAGGCAAAUGGUGCCUCCUUCUAAGGUGCAAUUGGUGGUCUAUGAGAUCUGGAGGCUCUUUGUAAAUGCAAACAUUUCCUCAUAUAUGUUCUGCAAUCGCCUCACAGACGCAACAGUCUCUCACCACCCCAGGUGUCUCCCCACCCUCAGUGACCUUCAGGGCGGCAAAUGAUGGAGACGUUUUUGGACCAGAUAUACGUGUAUCAUCCAAAGACUUUAGCACCUGCAAAUUAUGAGUCUUUUAUCAGGGAGAGGAAGUGGGGGUGGGGAAAAAUGCCUCAAUCUGAAAGCCUGAUGGGGAAGAGGGUCCAUGAGCUACAGUCAUAGCUCACCAUGUCUUACUGCAGGUUGGGGAGUUGAGUAUGUCCUCUGCACCAUACCAGUGUGCUAAAGCACGACCUCCCCAUUUCCCAUCCAAUUGACUCAGUUUCUCGUAAGUUACCAAAAAAAAAGACGAAGUGAGAGAGAUUUGGUAUCAGCUUAUGAAUUUUGUGUUUUAGCACUUGUGUUUACUGUUUCUAACCUCGAAGGAAGCAAUUGGAAAUGAGAAGGACCAAAUUUUCCAAAUGGAUUGUGGCAGUCAGCCUGUUUUUAAGAUUUAAUCAUCCGUAUGGGAGAAAGCAGGGGAAUUGGGGGGAGGAGGGAGGGGCAGACACAGGCUGCCUGAUAGUGCAGCUCUUUCCCUCUGGCUAACUGGUGUUGAUGAGGGAGCGGAGAGAGUCCUUAAGGCAGAGUGUGUUUCAGGAGAGCAUUUGUUUUAAUGAGUUGCCAUGGGACACCAGAGUUACAAACACCAGGGCAACUUUGUAUCAGAUAUGCGGUGGGUGAUUGGCUACCUGCUGUUGAAGCUUGACGUUCCUGUGAACAGGCAGCGAGGGGAAUAGGAAAGCAAAGAGUUCCAGGUUAUUGAAGGAGCACGAACUGAUUGUGAAUUUAAUGUCCUCACGUAAUCAGUGACUGAGCUUGGAAGAAGUGGAUGUUGGUACAUGAUGGUGUGCACACCCAGCAGGGCUGCCAGAUGAACUGUCCCAUGUUGUGCUGCAUUGAGAGCUGCUUAUUCAGACUUGCCUCAGAUAUCUGCCACAUUUAUCCAACCCUGUAAAAACCUCCUAACACUGGGCACUGCAACUUCUUUCCUCCCUGACCUCUGAUCCCUGAUCCUUCUUGUAUCGCUCGGGAAUCUGGAGGAAGGGGAGGACCCAUUCUCCUGUGUUUAAUCAUCAUCCUUCCUUACGGAGGAGCAGGAGAGAGGAAUGGCUGGCAUUCCAGACACUCCUGCCACAUCCCUCUUGACAGGAUCUGUAUCUUUCGAAAGGGCCUGAAACACACAGUAAAGUGAGAGAGAAAACAAAGUGCCGAUUUAAUCCGUAAAAUGCUGCCCUAGCAGAUCGGAAUUUUUAAAAAUGCAUUUCCUGCGUAAAUAAUCCGCACAAGUUCGCCAUGUACUUUGCAAGUGUGAAAUCAAAGGCCUCAGUUUUAUUUUGAAGAUACGUGGAUCAGCCCAUCUCCCUGUUGUUCCCAGAAUGAAUUAACCUCUCAAACAGGGCUCUGGAUUUCAUUCGGGCAGUGUUUCAGGCAAUAAGACUGACUGUUGAUGUCUGAUCAGAUACUCCAGGAAAAGCAAAGCAACUUCUCUCAACUGUCCUGCACAACAGACAACCUAUAACUGGCAGCUGCUAAAAAAAAACCUUAUUGUUCUUUUGACUUUGUGCAGUCUUUCGUCUUGUAGACGGAGGAUCUCUACAGAUGUACAACAAAUGAAUGUAAAUUUGAUUUAUAAAUUGUAUUGGUUGUAAAUAACUGGAAAAAAAAACUACACUGUCUGGAAUCGGCAAAUGAUUCUAUAACCUGUCCGCGUGUUUUUGUAAAAUGUUGCAAAUAUAUAUUUUCCAAAAAAAAAGACCCCAAGUCUCUUUCUGUUUUAAAUGUCAUGCUUUGUUCUUGUUAUGUUUCUACAGCCAACCCAGGUUACUUGUGUGUGUUUGUGUGUUUUAAAAGUUCCUACAUUGUACAAUAAGCUCUUUUAUGAGUAUUUAAUGUGACAUUAUGUUAUAAGCUAAACUAUUGGUUUUUAUCACAGCACAUUUGAAGUGCCUUAGUACAUAGCUUGGCUGAUUCGUUCUGUAACCUGUCAAAAUUUCUUUAAUAAAAUUUUAUCACAA
Carcharodon carcharias (great white shark) is the source of this 5463-nucleotide messenger RNA. RefSeq names its product phosphatase and actin regulator 2 (gene phactr2). The record is from RefSeq and is a predicted model, not a curated record. Gene Ontology annotation, biological process: actin cytoskeleton organization. The coding region runs from base 261 to 2072 and encodes 603 amino acids. Gene Ontology annotation, molecular function: actin binding. The transcript has 13 exons. NCBI's taxonomy places the organism in Eukaryota, Metazoa, Chordata, Chondrichthyes, Lamniformes, Lamnidae.